Ailuropoda melanoleuca (giant panda) is the source of this 984-nucleotide messenger RNA. It is a transcript of the gene CDK2AP1, whose product is annotated as cyclin dependent kinase 2 associated protein 1. Bases 30 to 293 code for a protein of 87 amino acids. The record is from RefSeq and is a predicted model, not a curated record. Gene Ontology annotation, cellular component: nucleus; cytoplasm. NCBI's taxonomy places the organism in Eukaryota, Metazoa, Chordata, Mammalia, Carnivora, Ursidae. The transcript is spliced from 3 exons.
CUGGGAACGUCCACCCACCCUCCACCAGUAUGGCAACGUCCUCGCAGUACCGCCAGCUGCUGAGUGACUACGGGCCGCCGUCUCUCGGCUACACCCAGGGAACAGGGAACAGCCAGGUACCCCAAAGCAAAUAUGCCGAGCUGCUGGCCAUCAUUGAGGAGUUGGGGAAAGAGAUUAGACCCACUUAUGCCGGGAGCAAGAGCGCCAUGGAGAGACUAAAACGAGGCAUCAUUCACGCCAGAGGACUGGUUCGAGAGUGCUUGGCGGAAACGGAGCGGAAUGCCCGAUCCUAGCUGCCGCUCAGCGCGGAAGGCUUUCCAUCUUCAUCCAAGACCAGAAGUUACAGCUCAUCUCCCACUUUCAGAUGAAACUCUUGUUUUCACAGUGGUAACAGUUGGGUUUCUCUUCCCACGACCCUCCCAUGGUUCGUGAGGCUCUGAAAUUGAGAAAAUAUUUUGCAGUUGAUUAGGAUUUACAUUUUAAAUAGUUAGGAAUUACCCAGGGUUUUUUGUUUUUUGGUUUUUUUAAGCAUUGAUUUAAAAGAUGCACGUAAAAGAUACCUAUCUCACGGCAAAGAUCCCAGUUAUGUUACCCAGAUUGUUCUCCGUUCUUUUUCAUAAGCUAAUACGACUCUGAGGGUUUGUUUGUUUGUUUUUUUUUUGAGUGCAUACGUUUGCCACACGGUGUGGAUCCCGCUUAAUGUAACUUCCUUUGUGCUUAAGCAUUUGCUUGCAUGACUAUUAGUGCUUUGAGGUCAAUUUAAAAAAUGCACAAGUUAUAAAUACAGAAGAAAGAGCAACGUACCAAACCUAACCCAACAAGAACCUCCCCACCCCCACCACAUUUUCCUACUAAGACUGUGUGUGGAUUUCAGUUCUGCUUUUCCUGUAAGUUGAUCCCACAUCUGGAAGAAAAUGACUAAAACUGUUUGCAUCUUUGUAUGUAUUUAUUACUUGAUGUAAUAAAGCUUAUUUUCAUUAACAA